AACCCGCGCCUACACACACUUGCACGGCUAUAUAGAAACCGCUAACGGAUCGUUCGCUUUAUUUGCUACUGGAACGUCGCGGCGUGCACUUCGAUCAGCUGCACUUCUGAGAAACUAUAUAGUCUAUAUAACCGUUCGUGUGUGUGUGUGUGCUGUGCUGUGCGCUUUGUGAUCGCGUUAAAUAUCUAACUUGUAAUUGCUUACACUUUAGCAUAAGCUAUUUAGGCAACGUAAGCACGAAAAAAACGUAAAAACAACUACGAUCUGGAGAACAUGACAAAGAACAAAAGUCAAAAGAAGAAGGCGGCGGCAGCAGCAGCCGCACAAAAAAAUAACAACAAUAUUAGUCCGCCUGAUGGAGUAUUGACGCCGCCGUUAACGCCGCCUUCCAGUAAUGGAGCUGGAACGAAAACAACACCCGGCCCCUAUCCCAAUGGAAUGGCUCGCAAGCCGCCAGUGGCAUGGGAGCGCGAGUUUAUUGGAACGUUUCUGCUGGAAAUGGCCGAUCGGCAGGUGAUCACUGCCCGAUCGGAGUGGUACGUGGACAAGAUCAAAAUGCGUCAAAUGUUCGACGCACAUAUUGCAUCGCAUUCCAAGAGCGGCGAGGUGCGGUUGAAGCUAUCUGUCCAGGGAGCCUGGAAUAUCGGAUCUCUGCUGCAUCGGACCAACUUUCUGAUCAAUACGCCGCGUGGCAACAACAAUUAUCGCAUCAAGAACUUUGCCUUGAUGGAAUUUCGCAAGGAGAAGUACAACUUGAUGGACGAAAAGCACCGUCAGCGGGACUCCAGUGCCACAUCAUUGGCCGCUAUUACCGGAGGAGCUCCGGUGGAGGUUAAUGGCAGGCCCAUAACCGAAGAGUACAAACUUGAUUCGCAGGCCGCGGCUACCAUAUUAAAGUACCAAAAGACCCAGGUACAGAUGCCGCCCAAGGACUUUGAACUGGAUUCCAUGGGCUGCUACAUCUGCCAGGUGAACUUUGAGACUAUCGAGAAGUACGAGGAGCAUGUGGAAUAUCAUGGCGAUGAGUCCGAUUUCAAGUCCCUCAAAAAGAUGGAGAAGCUCUCUUCCCCCAAGCUGACGGUUUCGUAUCAGACCUGCGUGGACAGCCACUACUUUGGCUUCACCUUAAAAACUGAAUUUAAGGAUUUGGUGGUAAACAAGUUUAUUAUUGUGCAGUCGCGGCAGUUCUACUACGUGAACAAUGCCCGUAUGCCGUUGGAGGUGUCGGAGAGCGGAGAAUUGGUCUUCUUUGUGGACUCGCAUGUCUUCAUGAUCCUCCGGGAAAUGCCCAUCGUGAUUGGAUUUACCUGCAACGGACUUAGGUAUGUGGAGCAGCACCACUUCAUGCGAACGGAGGCGCUGCCCAAGGCCAGCUUCAACAUAAAUCCGUACCGGCUGUCCAGCAAUGAGACCUUCAAGAGCCAGCGUCUGGCUCCGGCAAAUCCGCCCACCGAGGUGGUGAGUGCCCUUAAGCACGAGGAUGCCCAGGUGCGGCUGGCCGACUUUGACAAGCACUACCGCAACUUUUGCGAGCGGGGCAAUGAUCUUACCCAAGAGAACAUCAGCGGUACGUUGCGCACAUUGCUCCAAGUGGAGGACAUCGAACGGUUGCAGCACUACCUGGCUCUCAAGCAGUCCAAGAUGGAGCUGCACCAGUUCGGCCGGGAGCUCUCGGUGAAGUUGCAGCUGAGCGCGAACAGUAUGAGCGUCGAGGAUAUUGUCUCGCCGGGCGACGAUGUGCUGAUUAUCAACGAGCGUGGUUGUCCUGAGGCGGGUGUGCGCCAGAUGCUGGAGAGCAACAACCAGGUGCUGGAGCUGGCCCUCAAGGACUUCGACUCGAUCGUUCAGUGGGGCCGAAAGGUGGACGAACGGUUUGGAUCGUUGGACAAACCGCCGCGCGUCUACUUUGCGCGCAUCCUGGGCGUCUCGACGCAGCGUGUAAACAUCACUUGUGAACGUCAGCUGGCGGAUAACACCACAUACACGCUGAUCUUCCGUCCGCUGAGGGCAGUGAUGCGCUACCAGUAUCGAGCGCUCCAGCAGUUGGCCUUGACUCGCGCCGAGGAUGUGCAAAGGAUUCUCUUUCCCGGCGACAUUCUGUGGGAGUCGGUGCCACGGGAGGCCUUGAAGCUGAACAACGGAAGGAUUGCCAGCAAUCCGGAGCAGUUGGACGCUGUGAAGCAGAUAGCUUUAACCAAGAAGCUCCCCGCUCCGUACAUCAUAUUCGGACCGCCGGGAACCGGCAAGACCGCAACCAUAUGCGAGGCCAUCUACCAGCUGUACGUGAACCGUCCGGAGACGAACAUUCUGGUGCUGGCUGGCUCGAAUACGGCCUGUGACGAGGUUGCUUUGCGCCUGCUCCAGGCGAUUGCCAAGGCUCCGGAGAGUCAACCGCGUCCCUUGGCCCGCAUCUUUGCCGCCAGCUGCGAUCGGCGCAUAGACAACAUUGAUGACCUGCUGCUGGAGUACUCCAACAUGUAUGCCGUGCACUUUUAUCCGGCCGUGCAGGCCCUGCAUCAGUAUCGCAUUAUUGUCUGCACUCUCAGUUUGGCCGGAAAGUUGUCAACGGGUGGAUUCGCCCGCGACAACAUCUUCUCGCACGUGUUUCUGGACGAGGCAGCCGCCUCGACAGAGGCAGAGGCACUGAUGGGCAUCACCUGCACCAUUUCGCCAUCGUCGAAUCUGAUCCUAUCCGGGGACCACAAGCAACUGGGACCAGUCCUGCAAUCGCAGCGGGCCAGUGAAUGGGGUCUGGAUGUGUCCUUAUUCGAGCGGCUGGUGGAGAGAAAGUGCUACCAGGUAGACAAGGAUGGUAACUACAACAAGGCCAUUCAAACGCGCCUGAUUCGCAACUUCCGAUCCCAUCCUGAGAUCGUUUCGCUGUACAACGAGCUCUACUACAAUGGAAAGCUAAAGGCCCAGGCUCCAAUGGAUGCUGUUUGCCGUUUCAAGACUUGGUUCCACACCCCCAAUGCCGAUUUUCCAAUCAUGUUUCAUUCAGUAUUUGGCACUGUGAUGAACACCAAGAGCUCCGUAAGUUUGUGCAACAACAAGGAAAUCGAUGCCGUCAUGGACUAUGUCAAGGAUCUCAUGUAUUUUGGCUUGAACGGAGAGAAGGUGUCGCAGUCGGAUAUAGGAGUCAUAUCGCCCUAUAAGAGCCAGUAUCAACGCAUUCAAGAGCAGUUGAACAUGCGCAACUGGUCGCAGAUCGAUUGCGGGUCUGUGGAACUGUUCCAGGGCAAAGAGAAGCAGGUGAUCAUAGUGUCCUUUGUGCGAUCCUUUACUCCCAAGCUGGGUUUUCUGAACAACCAACGGCGCCUGAACGUCCUGUUAUCGCGUCCGAUGUCCCUGCUUAUUCUGAUCGGUAAUCCGCGAACGCUCAGCCAGAAUAACGACUUCCGGCGUAUUAUUGAAAUGUGUCGUGAUCGCAAGACUCUGGUGGGAACGCCGUACUUUCGCGAAGAAGUUAACUUCCAGAAUAAGCAGAACGCCACACCCGGAGGCGCACGUAGCGGAGCUGCUGGGGCUGCUGCUGUUGAGCACCAACAGCAGGCUACUACACCACAGCCGGGCCUGGGGCAGACCCUAAAGCGAACUGCUUCCAAUUCGAAGAACCCGGCUCAGGCAGUUAGGCUGUUCUACAACAAGGAGCAGUUGCUUAAACUCGGCACCGAGGCAAAGCCUUCCCAAAAGACCGAGCUAGACAAGAUCUUUGACGAGUUGCCAAAGGUUCCCGGCCAGGGAACACGCUACGUAAACCAAAACUGCGAUGCAACUCGUGCGGUUACGGCUCAACUGAAGAACUUAAAAUUGGAAAAGCAGGGCCAGGCCAAGGCUUCAACUUCAACGGCGCCAUUAAAGCAUACAAAGCCCUUGAAUCUGCCGGUCAAUACGCCCUUUAGGCUUCCCUCAGAUAAGGGCGAGCAAAAACCAACGGUAGAGAAAGCCUCCAAACCAUUACAGGCCAUCCCGUCACUUGGAAGUGAGUCAAAACCAUCGGAACGGAAGGCCUCUAAACCCAUGUCUAUACCAGAAAUAUCGCCAUCUAGGAGCGGGCAACGCUACAUUAAUGGUGUGCCUUGUGGCAUCGAAGUGCCGUACCAGCCCAGUGCUCCGCAAAUGUCGCCGCCAAAGACAACUUACAGUUAUAUUCCAAGAGGAAAUCACCGAUUCGAGAAUAUGCGUCCCAUGUCCGAUGAGUACCGGCGCCCGCCGCCCUUCUACGAGCCGCACAGCGGCUGGACUCAGAUGGAUUGGCAGCGAACCCCGUCGCCGUCGCCGCCGCCCAGAACGGAAAAGAAGUCGAAGUGUAUAAUUUCAUAAAAGUGUAGCUUCUUAGGAGAGUAGCUAUCUCCAAUCUAUGAGGAUUAUGCUGUUGCUUGGCCUAACAAGCGAUAGUUUGGUCCUCUUUUUGACUUUGCUAUUGGCAUUUGUGCGAUCUGCGAUCAUCCAUGCGCCAAUUAGCAAAACAACUUACCAAAUAGAUUCGCACUUGACGUGCGCCCACCCGAGAAGGCUAGAGACAGGCGGAAGGAGGAGCCAGCCCACCGUCCUGUUCUGUCCUUCCCGUCUUGGCGCCAUCACAUGCGAAUGUUUUUGAUUCGAGCAUAGACAUGGAGCCCUCAAAGUGAACACUUUUCGGUUGCAACUGCCUGCAUCGUUAUCCGUUUAUAAUACGCACGAUGGCCGUCCAUUAUGGGUGGGCCCACGUCUGUAAUGUAAACCAGAGAUAUGAGUGCGAUUAGUUUUUUACUUUGGGUGUUUAUUAGCUGUCAAGUUAUUUCCAUGGUUAAACGAUCUUUAAACUAAGUUCCAAGCCAAUUAAUAUAUGUGUAUUCCGCACCAUUGAAGUUCUGUGACUGUUCUGUUCCAUAUCUAUGUACCAUUACUUAUUAUUAAGUGAACAAAUAUGUAAGUGAAAAAAAGACAUGUUUAAAUUGACAGCCUCUAUGUUAAACCUUGACUGUAUUUAGUACUUGAAAAAGACAAUUUGAUUUCAAUAAAUAUUCCACAUUAUCACCUGUA
Drosophila kikkawai is the source of this 5025-nucleotide messenger RNA. Lineage: Eukaryota; Metazoa; Arthropoda; Insecta; Diptera; Drosophilidae. The record is from RefSeq and is a predicted model, not a curated record.